Molecule: messenger RNA, 3369 nt
Organism: Dromiciops gliroides (monito del monte)
Lineage: Eukaryota; Metazoa; Chordata; Mammalia; Microbiotheria; Microbiotheriidae
Gene: TCTN1
Product: tectonic family member 1
Exons: 15
Coding region: 68-1954 (628 amino acids)
Biological process (GO): cilium assembly; protein localization to ciliary transition zone
Cellular component (GO): MKS complex
Source: RefSeq, a predicted model, not a curated record
CCCUCCGCUCCCACCGUUCCCAGCAUGCUCCGCCCCUCUCCCUUUCCCUAGCCCGCCUCCGCCCGUGAUGCCCCGCGCUCGGCGGCGGUUUCCAAGACAACGCGUUUCCGGCGUGGCGGCCCUCCAGUGGUCCGAGAUGGGGUGGUGGUAUGUGGUGGUGCCGCUGCUCCUCUUCCUGGGCCAGGAGGCAGCGCAGGGCCCCGACCCGGGAUCUCGCCCUCCGCCCCAGCCCGAGUCUACCCAGGGCCCCGACGCUGGGCCCACUCCGGACCGCGACCCCGGGCCCACCCCGGGCUCCACGGACUACAGGCCCUUGACCCAGGUCAGCGAGCUCGCUGAGUCCUCUUCUCGGUCUCUCCAAACUGAGACCCCGAAGCUCCCGGAGGAGAAGGUGCAUAAUUUCCUGAGGCCCAUCUCGGUCACUAAUGUUUCUACACUGUGUGUGUGUGACCUGUUAGCAGAAGAAUGCGAUAUUAAUUGCUGCUGUGAUCCUGACUGCAGCGCCACAGAUUUCAGUCUUUUCUCAACAUGCUCCAUUCCAAUUGUCUCAGGUGACAGUCAUUUCUGCGUUCAGAAGACAGCCAUAUAUGACAUGAAUUUUACAGCACAUCCACCUACAAGACUAUUUCAGUUAGUUGAGCAAAGCAAUCCAUCUCUUUUCUGCAUCCACACUUUAAACUAUAAAGUUGCAUUAUCCUUUAUUACUCCUGAAUUCCCCAGUGAGAAUAAUUUUGAUAAUUUCUUGAAAAAAUCUAGUAAUUUUGCCAUCACUAAAGAACCAGACAUUUUUCACCCAACUGCUACUAAAUACACGUACGCAGUUCCUGUGCAGACUUCGGAUUCCUUCCUGAGGCUUCCAUCUCCUUUAUUUAACAAUGAGUGCACAGAUCACAAUCCUGUUGGCUUUCUGGUGGACCAGGUCUUUCAAUGUAACAGAAGAAUAAUUAUGGAGAUGUGCAAGGUAGACCAAACUCUCAGUAUGGAUCACUACAGUCAGCCCAAGAUUUUGGCCAGGCCUAAUUCAGGAAGAGAGAUUCCUAUCAAGGUCCUGUUUGUAUUUCUGAAAUCUCUAAAUAAAACAGUGACUCGACUCUCCCAGAUUGAUGACUUUUUGCCGCCUACUUUUGUCACCAUCAAUGGUCUAGAAGUCUGCACUAAUGUUGUUCUUAAGUUAAAGUACAGAAUCACAUACACAGAGGCUGGUGAAAUCACAAAGGCUGAUGUCCGUUUCCUUCUUGGGACAGUCAACAGCUCAAUGCUUCCCAUCCAACAGCAAUUUCAGGUUCAAUUUCUUCAGGAAAACAUCAAGUCAUUCCGUCUCAGUGGCAAUCCAGGUUACCUUCCAGGACUACCAUUAUUAGCUGGAUUUGAGAAGGACUCUGUUAUCAUUCAGAGUAUUAACAGAUAUGGACAAUUUACUAUUUUGCACAGCACACUUCAGCAGGACUGCUUAUUAUUACAAGAACUUCGACAAACAGUAUUUUUUGAUUAUGACGUAAUGAGUGGCUGCAAACUAAGAUUGAAUGAAACUAUCAACUGCCGACUAGUUGCGAAAAGACUGAAAAAUUUACUGAUGGGAAGAAGUUUCCCACAAUAUGUGUCUUCUUUUGGAAAUUCUCAGUCCCACAAUUUGCACGAAUGGGUGCCUAUCCACUUCUCCACUCUUGCACCACUAAAAAGACGGGAGCCGUGUUUGGUUCCAGUGAUCUUUGAGAUCAAAGUGAAGUGGACUAAGUUUGGGUCCUUAAUAAAUCCACAAGCCCAAAUCACCAGUGUUACAGCAAAAAUGAUUUCAUCUUUCUUUUCCCAGACUGAAUUAGCAAAUGGAAGGACAAUAGAGAUUUCUACUAUGGUUAAUUUUGUGGACGUGUCUGCACCUGCAAAAGCAGGUUACAAAGCUAAGCCAACCAUUGAUGCCAAGCUGCCUUCCAAUUUCUUCUUUCCAUUUGUGUGAUAAUGUCAACAACCAGGGAAUCCAGUCCUGAAAUAUGUGAAACAAUUUUGAAAGCAUAUAUUUGGAAAAAUUAAAUUUUAUAUAAACUCAUCCAGCUAUAGCAUUCAUUUUCCAGCAAGGUUAGAGUUGGGAAGAGGAGCAAAGGUAGUUUAUGAAACAUUUGUUACCAAAGGAACUCUCCUAUCAAGUCAAAGAAAAAAGGGAGCUCUUGGAAGGAACUAUGCAACACCUGGUCAUAAUCAAACCUGAGAACAAGUAAAAUGAAGGCUUCAGAUCAUUUCCAGAAGUUACCCUGGAGAUGACCAGGGUUUUUCACAGACAUACACAAGGCCAGUCCAUCAAACAAGACAUUUCUUCUUCAUGUGGUUAAGCAAAUAUUGCCUGGUUGAGUUAUUCAAGAAGUCCAUGAUCUCUCAAUAGUUUGUUAAGUCUUUCAAUUUCUUGUUCCUGUUCCAAAAACAAAGAUCAACUUUACAUUCUGAACAUCCCUGAUGCUCAUAAGUCAGUUACACUCAAGGCGACAUGUCAGUCAUCUUACUUGAGGCUCUCAUUUGUCUUACCUUCUCAGUGCAGCUAAAUUCAAGAUGCUGGAUUUUCGUGGCCAGUUGGUGAUUAAUCAAUUUCAGCCUUGAGAGUUGUCUGUCAGAACGUGUCUUGACUGAAAUAAUUAUGCCUAGAAAUAAUUCAGAGGGCCAGAUGGUGACCUUGGCAUCAAUAUAAUGAGUCCUUUAUACUAGAUUUCUGAUAUACAAAGUACUUUCUAUACAUCAUUGUGUCAGUCCUAUGAGAUAAGUCAUUUAAAAAAUGAUCCACUGAUUAUCAAGAACGUAAACCAUUGAGAGAAAGGACUCCCUAUUCCCCAACAACUACUUGGAAAUCUGGGGAGCUGGUUGGGAGAAAAUAAAUUUAAACAAACAGCUUAUAUUAUAUGCCACAGUGAAUUCCAAGUGAAUGACUUAAACAUAAAAACAUAGAUGAUAACAAAAGUUUAGAGAAUGGAACAGGGUGGGUAUGUCUCACAACUCUGGUUGUUGGAAGAAUUCUUGACCAAAUGAAUGUGGGGGCAGAGUAGGGCAAGUCACCAAGGAUAAAGGAAAUAAUUUUGACUAUAUGCAAUUUUAGAAGCUCUUGAACAAAUGUUAUCAGUUCAAUUUUGAGUAAGAAAAGAUGCCAGUCAGUGAGGAAGAUCUUUAAAUUGAACGUCCUUGAUGCAAGGCUAUAUCCAAGAUAUACAGGGAAUCAACACAAAUAUGUGAUUUGAUAUAUUUCAGAAGAGAUGGUGGUCAAAGGAUAUGACCAAGAAGUUUUCAAAAGAAUCGAGUAAGCUAACAACGACCAUGUAGAAAAAAUGUGAGAAAAAAAUGUGCCAAACUGUUAAUAAGAGAAAAGUCAAUUAAAAUAACUGGCAAAGAUGA